AUGAUCGCUCCACCAUCGAAACUUCGACGUAAUAAAGCAACAACAUUUCAGCCAGCCAUUCCCAAAGCGGUGUUCGAUCUCCAACAUCACUUUGUAUUUUCGAAGCAAAAAGCGCCAAUCGAUGGGAUAGAAGCUAUCAAACGCGAUGGAGCAGUUGUGAGCGAGCAUUCGGUAAUAAAAUAUGUGAACGACGAGCGGCCAGAUGAGUCUGUGGACGAUAAUUUGAACGACACGUUCAAAACGGUUUUGCGUGUCGGCAUUGCAGAACCUGAAAUGGUGUACACGCAAUUGUUGAAACUCUCUCAGUGUUAUGAAGCAAUGGCUAGAAACAAUAAAAUAAUUGUGUUCACAGAUGACAUUUCGGUCCGAAAAGCCUUUAAUGGUCUUGUAUAUAACUGCAUGCGCACCGGAUUAGUUGCUGAUAAACGUACAAUGGAAAUUACCGGGGUGUUAUCUGUUACUGAUUUCAUUAUGGUGCUAAUGAUGCUAUGGAAAUAUCGAGAAAAUCUCGACGAACUCAAAGGAACACCUCUCAGCCAUGAAGACUUUCGACGAAUGGAUAUAGCUUUCAUGCCAAUCAUUAAAUGGAAAGAGUGCUUAUUUUCUAACGGACAACUGAAACCAUUCAUUAAAAUUGGACUUAAAGAAAGCAUAUUCCAUGCUGUCGAACUACUUGCCCAAUAUAGGAUUCAUCGACUUCCAGUAAUGGAUGAAGACACUGGAGACUGCGCUUAUAUACUUACGCAUCGUAGAAUUUUGCAUUAUAUCUGGAAACAUCUUGCCCUUUUGCCGAAGCCGUCAUUCCUUAAUGAAAAAAUAACAAAAUUGAGUAUGGGUUCCUGGCAAAAUUUAAUCUAUGCCACAGAAGAGACCCCAUUAAUUGACUGUUUAGAUAUGCUCAUCAAUAAUCAGAUCAGUGGAAUUCCUAUAGUGGAAGCUGAUACGCUUAAGGUAGUUGAAGUUUAUACUCGUUUUGACGCCGCCUCAGCUGCUUUCUUAAAUCAUAUCGAUCUCAGUGUUCCGGUAAUGCAAUCUAUCGCUGAACGCGAUAAAAUUUGUGGUAUUCGAAGAGACGGUGUCGUUACCGCCCAUUAUAGCUCAACAUUUUGGCAAUUGAUUGAAUGUUUCAUCAAUAAGAAUGUUCAUCGGAUUUUCCUUGUGGACAGCAACAAUGUGCUAAAAGGAAUUAUCUCACUAUCUGAUGUUACCGAAUUUAUGAUUCUUCGCCCUCCAAAAUCUCGCGAACAAACUCCACAACGUUGA
Molecule: messenger RNA, 1263 nt
Organism: Caenorhabditis bovis
Lineage: Eukaryota; Metazoa; Nematoda; Chromadorea; Rhabditida; Rhabditidae
Source: the annotation of a GenBank genome assembly